Molecule: messenger RNA, 1614 nt
Organism: Lolium rigidum
Lineage: Eukaryota; Viridiplantae; Streptophyta; Magnoliopsida; Poales; Poaceae
Product: probable protein phosphatase 2C 30
Exons: 2
Coding region: 1-1269 (422 amino acids)
Biological process (GO): protein dephosphorylation
Cellular component (GO): cytosol; nucleus
Molecular function (GO): cation binding; protein serine/threonine phosphatase activity
Source: RefSeq, a predicted model, not a curated record
AUGUCGGAGGUUUGCUGCGAGGUGCCGGCGGUGCCCGAGGCGGAGGGGAAGAAGAAGGGCGCGGCGGAGUGCGACGCCGGGAGCGCCGCGGCCCGGCGGAGGAGGAUGGAGAUCCGGCGGCUCAGGCUGGCGGCCGAGCGCGAUGGGGCCGAGGAGACGUCCAGGAAGAGGCGGAAGGUGGUGGUGGCGGAGGAGGCCUCCACGGACGAGGAGGAGAGCAGCGUGGAGAUUGAGCCCGCGAGGUACGGCGUGACGUCCGUGUGCGGGCGACGGAGGGACAUGGAGGACGCGGUUUCCAUCCAGCCCGACCUCCUCCCCGGCCACCACUUCUUCGGGGUCUUCGACGGCCAUGGCUGCUCGCAUGUCGCGACCUCCUGCGGCGAGCGGAUGCACGAGAUCGUGGCCGACGAGGCCGGCCGCUCCUCUGGGUCCUCGUCCGACGACGCGGAGCGCUGGAAGGGCGUCAUGGAGCGGAGCUUCGCGCGGAUGGACGCGGAGGCCGUGGACUCCCGCGCCAGCAGCGCCGGCGCCGGCCCGGCACCCACAUGCCGCUGCGAGCUGCAGCUGCCCAAGUGCGACCACGUGGGGUCCACGGCCGUGGUGGCCGUCCUCGGCCCGCGCCACCUCAUCAUCUCCAACUGCGGCGACUCCCGCGCGGUGCUGUGCCGGGGCGGCGCGGCCGUGCCGCUCUCGGCCGACCACAAGCCGGACCGGCCCGACGAGCUGGCGCGGAUCCAGGCGGCGGGCGGGCGCGUCAUCUUCUGGGACGGGGCCCGCGUCUUCGGGGUGCUGGCCAUGUCGCGCGCCAUCGGGGACAGCUACCUCAAGCCCUACGUGGUCGCGGACCCGGAGGUCAGGGUGCUGGAGCGGCGGGACGGGGAGGACGAGUUCCUCAUCCUCGCCAGCGACGGGCUCUGGGACGUCGUCAGCAACGAGGUGGCGUGCAACGUGGUGCGGGCAUGUGUGCGGGGCGCCGGACGGAGGCGCCGCCGCGGGGAGGGGCGGGCCAGCCCGACGUCCAACCUCAGUCCGACCCAGAGCAGUGGAAGCGGCAGCGGAAGCGGGAGCAGCAGCGGCGAGGAGGCAGUUGCCAACGACUGCGCCGGUUCCGGCGAGGGAUCGGAGAGCGACGAGGAGAUUGGCGAGGUGGACCGGGCGUGCGCCGAGGCGUCCAUCCUGCUCACCAAGCUGGCCAUCGCGCGGCAGAGCUCCGACAACGUCAGCGUCGUCGUCGUCAACCUUAGGCGGCGCCGCCGCCCGAGAUUCUGACCCGACCACUGGAUCCGUGGGACGGAUCCACCGAGCUAGCCGUGUCCAUGACCAUGCAUGCCUGACUCAGGCGGAACGUGGCAUCCAUUGCGGGAUUCAUGAUUACUAUAGUAGAACAUAAUUUGUUUUCGCUUAUUUUUCGGGGGACGUAAAGGUGUUCGUUCAGAUCCGCCGCGGAUCCAACCCACACCGCCCCCGCCAUUUUCAUUUCAAAAGCCGGUGGUGCUUGCCUUUGCUCCCGGCGUGUCAAAGAAACUUUCUCAAUCGAGAGAAACUGUAAUAUAAUCCGGUGCUAUACCCUUUGGCUCGUGGAAUCGAUCAAAGCUUACUCCAUGCAUUCGCGCC